AUGGGUAGUGACUCUAAAAAGAAAGAUGAAAAACAGUCUAGGUUGAGCUUGUCAGCUCCUACUCGGAAUCUCAAGCAAUACAAGUCGAUAUUUGAUCAAAGAUACAGAUCUAAGAGUAGAGGGACAGGGUUUAGGGUGAGUAAACCAAAAUGUUUAGAUACUAAUCGUCGUUUGCAAAGGGAAAGCGAUACUGUCAAAGCCUCUACUUGGGUGAACUCUCUUAUUGAAAGGGGAAGGCAUAUACUUUCAGAAAUACACAAUGAUGACAUGAAAUUUGAAGCUGAACUCAGGGAUCUUGAAAGGACAACUAGAAUCGAAGAAUCUAUUGUUAACGAUAUCCUUGAAAAGCAUACUGAGAUCGCUGUGCCCUAUGAAAAAGCUGACUUGAUAGCUGCAGGUAGUGCUGAUGAGAACAAUCAACUAAUACUCCCAAAUAGUGGAACACGUCUAGAAAAUUCCGAAAGCACUGAACAGGAGGAAUCUAAUAGCGAGGAUAACUCAGAAAGCGAUGCUUCUUUAGUAAUUUUGUCCAGUUCAGAAGAAAAUAGUAUUAGUGAGAUGCGAGCGGAAGAUGAAGAUAUCUCUUCUUCAGAGGAAUACGAAACUAUAAAGCGCAGUAUAGCUGAGGAAGCUUUAUUGAAUAUGGCAAAUUAUGAGAACACUGGAGAGGAAUACCCCCAGGGCUCUCCAGAACACCAUUUUGCAGAUACUGAUUUUGGAAAAAUAUUUACUGAUAUUUCACAUGAUGUACAUGGUGAAAUGGAGAUGGCUCAUGAUUUCCAAGAACCUUCUAAGAACCAAACGAGCGGAUCAAUGUUUGAUUUGGUUCCACUAUCUCAUGACCAGAGAUCAGAAAUGAAAGAACAGGAACAAGAACAAGGGGAAGAGGAAGAGGAAGAUGAAGAUGAGAUGUCAGCUGUAUUGUCAGAUACUAGCAUACAAAGGGAAGAAUUAUUAGAAGAAAGUGAAAAUGAAAAUCCUUCUGAAGAGGCUUUCGAAUCUAAUUCAGAGGAUGAACAACUUGAGGAGAUCCCAGAUGAUAUUCGAUAUCCUUCGAAUGAAUCUGCAGCACACCUUUUAUAUGACGAAAAUCAUGAAAAUCACGGCGCCCAUAAUUUUGAUACUGCUUUCAGUAGACCUGAAUUGAGUUCAAUAGCACAUAUUUUGGGAAAUAUCGAAGAAGAGAGAAAGAAUGUAUCACAGGGCCAUACUCAGACAAAUGAAGCAGAAAACUAUAUUGGUUCAGACACUGAGAACACCAGUCAUAUACGUGAUGAAAAUUUAAAGGAAAUUGAAUCUUCCUCUGAGCCUGAUACUUCUGAGCAGUACUAUACAGGUAUUACCGAAACUCAUAUUUUAGAUCAUAAUUCUAGCGAUGAUAUAAAUCAAGAAGAGAAACAAGAGAGAAAUUCUGACGAAGAUUUUGUGCAUAAUCGAGCUUUCACGAAACUGGAAUUCAAUGAAGGCCUAAACAGCGACUAUGAUGAAGAAUUAGACCAAGGAACAAAACAUAAUAUAUCUGCUCCUGUCAGUUCCAAAGGCAUUGAUGUUGUUAUACAUGAAAUCAGCAGUAGUGAGGAAGAUAUUUCUGAAAAUGACGGUGAAGCCUUUGAAAAUUCAUCUAAUGAUUCUCUCUCUGAUGAAAAAGAGGGUAGUUUUGUAGAGAAUGACAUAAACGCUAACAAGAAACAAGGCUAUGAGAACGAACACUUACAGGUACAUCACGAUCAGAUCGAUGUCCAGAAUAAAGAAUACAGUGCAGAAAAUCCUAUUGCUAUUACCUCAGACAUUGAAGGCGACAUACAAGAUCAUAUGAAUGGCCCAAGAAACUUUUUUGGAAAGGACGUCGAGGGGAUACAUACGGAUGAGGAAGGACAAGAACAACGUUUUUUCAAGGCUGCCCCCUCACAUGUUAUUAACAAUAUGAGAAGUGACAAAGUUUUGUCAAAUAAUGAUACAUAUAAUAGCAUUGAGACGGACAUACAUAGCAACCAGAAUGUAUCUCCCCUUAAGGACGUGGACCAUAAUACUACCUUUGAUAAACGCGAGACAGUUCUCUCUCCCCAAAGCUCACCAACCCCCGGCUACCUAAAUUCUGAAGGUAAUUCUUUUUAUUACUCUACGCUAGAAAAUUUGGAGCCCUCUAAUGAUGUCGUCACUGAACAGGUCAAAUCUGCAUACGAAGUGAUUAUAUCAGGUUCUACAUACAGUUCAACGUCAUUUGAUGAUAAUGCAGAUGUAUUACCGUCGCCUCUAGAAUACAUUUCGCCUUAUGUCAAUCAUGCAGCUUUUACAUCCGAAGAAGUGGGGGAAAAGGAGAAAGAAUAUUUAAGAGAAACCUUGAUAAAAUUGGGGCUAGUUCCUCAAAACUCUAAAAAUCCAGAGGAGGGCAGUGAAGUGUCAGAUACUUCUUUUUAUACUGUAGGACAGGCCGAGAACUCGUCAGAAGCUCAUAAGGAGUCGGAAGAUGAAAAUCGUGGUCAAGCGACCCCAAAACAUAUGGAGGCAAGUUCAGUGCACCUUCCGAAUUCAGAAGCGGAGGACGAAGAUGCAGUUUUUUCUACUCCCAGGACGGGUGAUCGAGUAGUAGAUCAAAACGAACAAAUUGCAUUUGCUGAGGAAAGAAGUGGUCAACAGUCAGAGCAAGAAUAUAUAUAUGAAUUUCCGCGUGAAUCAAAUUCUGAAAAUAAGGAAAUCGACAAAUUCGAAAGCACGGUAUUGAGUGACGUCUCCUAUAUUACUGCAACCGCUGAACCGGUAAAUGGCGUAGAAAAUAAUGAAGCUGAAGACUCUUUCUAUGAAAGCUUGCAAGAAGGUACCGAAGACUUUCCCAUAGUGAAGGAAGAAGGCGCACAUGAAAAUAUACCAGCGACAAGUGACAAAGAUAUUGAUAUUUAUGAAAAUGUCGAACUUACGGUUUUAGGUGAAACCUCACAAGAUCAUUCAACACCUGAUUUUGCUAAUUCUAAUAUCAUAUCCGUUGAUGGUCUAGCCAUGGAAAAUUUAUCAAUCCGACCUGAAUAUGAGGAUGCAGUUUCGGAUACAAAUGCGAUUGUACUGCCUAAAGAACAGUCCCAUUCCCAUGGCGUGCCUGAAACCCAAAUCGUUCCUUUUGCCAAGAAAAAUUAUAGUACGGACGGUGAAGUACUGGAGGAUGUUGAUGUAGUAAGUAUAAAGACCGAUGAGAAAGGCCAAACUCAUCUUACUACUUCAGAUAUCUCUGAAGUUGCUCAAGAUGAGCUAAUAAAUACAACAGGCCUCUAUGAGAACGUUGACUCGUUAUUGGAGCCAGAACUUUCGGAUGAUGCCAACGAGCGAAUAGAGGUGAGUAGCACUUCUAGUGAUAAAAAACAGCUGAAAUCUCAAAAUGCAUUGCACGAGCAACCUCGUCACGAUCCAAUUCGUUCAAAACUUUUAACUAUGCCAACCUACAUGGUAGGAAAAUUGGUACAUGGAGUAAAGAAUGUUGCUGAUGUGGCUAAUGAAUUUGUAAGGAGAAUAGACGCAAUAGGCGAUUUGCAUGAUGAGCUCUUGGAAGAACAACCUAUUGAAGAAGGAGCUAGCAAUGGCGGUGAAUUAGCGGGACAGCAGUUACCACAAACAAGCACUGUAAAAGAUCCAUCUUCAUUGCUUGACGUUUCCGCAUCAAUAGCUGAGGAAACAAAUUUAAAAUAUGAUUAUUCCAAGAAAAAUACGCCUUCGGUUCUUAGAAUGAAUGAUCUGGAUGAAGGGUAUAAAGAAAAAGUCGUUGCGUCCGUGCAAGCUCUCGAAGUUUUGGCGGAUGAACUUCGUGAUACGAAUAAGUCGAUACCAGUUGCCAAUUCUGAGCAAGAUGAUACAUCUGAGUUUGAAGAAAGCUUGAAUAAGCGGACUACUCGUAUUUUGAACGAUGAACGUCCUGAAUUGAGUAUGCACAUUGAUGAUAUGGAAAUCGACGAUGAGCAGCCUGACAAUGUGGCAAAGACAGAAUUUGAAUUCGAUCUAACUGAAAAGGUAGCCCGUAAUGUAACCAAUCCAGAAAAAUCUAAGACCAAGACAAUAACAUCAGUAAGAGUCAACGGAACUGACAAUGAGGAUCACAUUGGUCAUACAGAUAAUAAUAUAUUAGAUGGCAUGGAAAGGAUAAAACGAGAGCUUAUUUUAGACGAAAAUGAGAGUUCUUCGGAAGUUCCUGAGCAGACUGGAUCAAGUCUACUGAAAGAGAGUUCUCCAGAGGCGUCUCUACAUACUAUCAAAAAUCCUGAAGAACAAACAAAGAAGGAUGGCAGGGCCUCAACAAGCAAAGCAGUAGACAGACAACGGGUCAGUAAGGCUGAUUCAAACAGCGAGAACACUGAUGCUAAGGCUACCACAACAGUUCCUACUAGCGAAAGAUCGAAGAAGAGGAGGGUGCCAAGAAGAAGAAAGAGACCAUUAACGGGAGCAUCUGCAACCCAAGGCCCAACAAAGAGGUUAAGAAAACGCUCUUUACGGAAACCAAGACCACCUAAGCAUAAGUAA
Kazachstania africana CBS 2517 is the source of this 4500-nucleotide messenger RNA. It is a transcript of the gene ESC1, whose product is annotated as Esc1p. The record is from RefSeq and is a predicted model, not a curated record. Bases 1 to 4500 code for a protein of 1499 amino acids. The transcript has a single exon. NCBI's taxonomy places the organism in Eukaryota, Fungi, Ascomycota, Saccharomycetes, Saccharomycetales, Saccharomycetaceae.